CCCAAACCUUCGAAUCUCCCCAUUUCCUUAACCAAAUCCACUAAAAAACCCCAUUUUCUUCAUCUCCUCACUUCCCUCUCCAUCUCUAUACCCAUAAAAUCCCCCAAAACCUUCCCAAUCAACAAAACCCAAAAAAAACCCUACCCAAAAUUCGAAAUCCCCAUUCUUGGACAUUCAAGGUCCGAAAUCUCCCCAAAAAUCUUCAACCAAUACCAUAUUCUUACUCUCCUCACCAUCCUCUUCAACCCCAUACCCAUAAAAGCCAUCCAAAUCCCACCCUACCCCAAAGUCCGAAAAUCACAAAAAAAAUCCAAUUUUUUUUUUUGGAACUUCAAUGGCUCCAAGAAAGUCAAAAGCCUCUUCCUCAAGGGGAAAUCGAGCUAUCCCACCGGUAGCGGGCUAUGAGAGCGUGGAGUUUGCUACGGAGGCUCACAGAACAACUUCAUCAACCAAUCAAAAAGGGAGGUAAAGCAAUCCCGUUUUAUGUGCUUAACUAGUUUAGCGCUACUAUGGAUUGAUACUGUGAUGCGUGACAUAUUUGCAAGAAUUGGAAUAUCUAGAAUGUUUGAAAUGCAAUAUGUGACAUAUCCUCAUUUGGUGUAUGAAUUUUUUAGCUCAUUUGCGUAUACCAAAGAUGUGAAUGAUCAUGCAAAUGACAUAAUCACCUUUCGUUUACUAAAUGAGGAUCGUUCAUUAACCAAACGAGAAUUUGUUCAACAUUUUGGUCUCCCAUGGUUUGAUGAAGCACAUACAUAUGAUUCUCUUGUGGGGUAUGAAUUGUGGAGAAGAAUGACCGGCAAGAAUGUGGUUGAUCUAUCUAAAUUAAGUGUGAAUCGUGUGCAACAUCCGGUCUUCCGACUAUUCUUAAAAUUUUGCUCAAAUUGUUUCCUCGGAAGACCGAAUAAUCAUCACACACGUAUCUGGGAUGUGUGUGUUCUAGCACAAGCUGUUUUGCCGGGUCCAAAUCAAGUUGAUGUUGCCACCAUCUUAUGGACUCAUUUCAACAACGUGGCAACAUCAACAGGACCAAUUACUAUGGGGGGCCUCCUCACACAUCUAGCCACUUUAUAUGGUUUUAUAGACCCCGGCCCCAUCACCUCAAGACACCUUAUUUGCACUGAAUGGCUUUUACAAAAGACGCUAGACUUGGUCCCCUCGCACACAACACCAACUGGGGAACACAUCUAUAAUUGGCGCAUUCUCCCACGCACUUCCAUCUACCUCCAGAUACCCUCAGCCGACGUCCCCCUGGAUAUCAUCAAUCACCAAAUCGGGGAUGGUCAUCACUAUUGUCUUCCCGGGGCAAUCCCGGAUCAUUAUGAAGAACCCAUCCACGAUGAAGAUGAUGAAGAACCCCCCCAAUCAUACCCGAACAACCACAACCUCAAGCAUUCCACUACACACCUUUCGAGCAACAAAUGCUCGAUAACAUGGCCACGCUCAACCAGAGCAUUGUGAGGAUGGAAGAGCAGCGGCAAGCAGACUGGCGUAGGUAUGAGGAAGACAGACGGAGAUCUGAGGAGGAUCAGUGUAGAACCUUUGGUCCGAUAUACUCAUAUAUAGCACACCAGGGCUCUUUUUCCUCUAUGACCACUCCACCUCCUGCACCAUCAUGGUAUGACCCCUCUCAGUGGGAUUUCUUUGGAGGAUCGAGCUCCGGUGGUGGAGGCUACGAUGGUGGUUAUGGCGGGGAUCACAUGGAUGAGGACGGACACCAAGGUGGAGGUCUAGGCGGACACUAGGGACAGUGUCAGAUCCUAAGUGUGGGGGUAAAGAGAUCUUUCCGGAUCCUGAGGGCGAUUACUAUUGAGAGUUCGGAUUAAAAUUGAAGACCCAUCUUUACUCUUUUUUUGUUUUGGAGAUACUUUAUGUAUUUGUUAUAAACAAUUGUGGAUGUUGGUGCUGC
Molecule: messenger RNA, 1906 nt
Organism: Cuscuta europaea
Lineage: Eukaryota; Viridiplantae; Streptophyta; Magnoliopsida; Solanales; Convolvulaceae
Source: the annotation of a GenBank genome assembly